Molecule: messenger RNA, 793 nt
Organism: Tuber melanosporum (Perigord truffle)
Lineage: Eukaryota; Fungi; Ascomycota; Pezizomycetes; Pezizales; Tuberaceae
Exons: 3
Coding region: 85-585 (166 amino acids)
Source: RefSeq, a predicted model, not a curated record
CGACCAUAGAUCAACAAAACAUCUCACGCUUCCUAGCACACACCUAAAAACUCCCUGCCGCUACGGUACUUCAACGACAAACCAAUGCCCCGACUAACCGGCGAAGGCGGCGGCCGAAAUCCAACCGGCAUCCCCCCCGCAAAAACUGAAUCUGCCCUACAAGCGCGAAAAACCUUCUACUGCGACCUCUGCAGCAAAGGCUACAGCCGCAGCAACGAAUACGAAGCGCACGAGAACAGCUACGACCACCAGCACAAGAAGCGGUUCCAAGAGAUGAAGGCGAUGCAGCGCGACCCGGCGUCUGUGGAGCGCAGGCGCGAGCGGGAGAGGCGGAGGAUGGACGAGGGAAUUGCUGUUAUUAAGCCCAUCAAGAUUGAGGAGAAGAGGGCUGUGGGUGGGGGGUUUAAGAAGGGGGGGUUUAGGAAUGCGUUUGGCAGGGGUGAGGAGGGGGGUGGGGCCAAGAUGGAGGUUGGCGGUGGCGGAGCCGCGGGGGCAGGCGGAGUGGGAGGGGUUGUGGGGGUGGAAGAGAGUGAUACCGAGGAUGAGGGCUGGGAGAGGUAUGACCCUGCGAGACCUACAGACUGAGAAAUGGAGGCAUGGGGUGGCGUGGGGGGUUUUGACGUUUGACACCUUUUUUCCCUCUUGUCAUGCCGUGAAUUGGGAAUUGGCUUGUACCCAUACAUUGAUUGGGUGGCGGUGAGAGGGGGUAAUCUAGGGCUGUGCUUUAAAUCGCACUGCUCUCUGUAUUAUAUGAGUACACUAAUAAUAUAUACAUGGCAUCCAAACAUCAAAA